GUUGUCUUGACAAUGCUGGAGGGAAACUCAGCCGUAGGGACCGCGAAGAUUAUAACAAGUGGAUUUGAUAAGUACCCCAGAGAAAGAUAACGAUUCAGUAAGACAGUUUUGACUUGAGUGAUAAUGGACACCCAGCGAGUCUAGGAGCAGCAGCGGAACCACGGAGCCCGGUUUCGCUUCAUCUCUUCGGAUCGGAAUCACUGCGAUGACCGAGUCCUCCAAACCGCCCUCAGGGAGGAGAAUGAAGGCACGUGCCCCGGCUCCGCCGCAGGCCCCUCUGCCCGCCCCACGCCACGUAUUUAGAACCGUUGGCCCUGAUAGGGGAGGGACAUCUGGCGUGGACACCAAGGAGAACAUGCUGAGGGCCACUAUGGAUUUACAGUUGACCCUCCCAGGGGGAAACCAGACUUCAGUAACUGAGGACGGCAGCAAGGCGCUGAUGGACCUGCUGGUCGAGUUGUGCAGCCGCCACCACCUGACUCCGGCCCUGCACACCCUGGAGCUGCUGUCGCCCGAGGGCCACUCUUUGGGCUUCAAGCCCAACGCUCUGCUGGGCUCCCUCGACGUGGCCUGUGUCCUCAUUAAGGAGAAAGUCUGGGAGGACAGAGUGGUGCGCAGACCCGCGCCCAAAGUGCCAGAGAAAACUGUGCGUUUGAUGGUGAACUACCACGGCAGCCAGAAGGCAGUGGUACGAGUCAACCCGUUUGCACCACUACAGGCUCUGGUACCGGUCAUCUGUGACAAGUGCGAGUUUGAGCCUGCACAUGUGCUCCUCCUGAAGGACGGCAUCAGCCGCCGCGAGUUGCCGCUGGACAGAUCUCUGACCGAGCUGGGGAUCAAGGAGCUCUACGUGCACAACCAGAGUCUAGUUUUCCAGCCUAAAAGGGCUUCCGCUCCAACUCUUAACUACUCAGACUCCAUUAGCUCCAGUACUACCAGUUUGAACAGAGCAGAGAAGAAAGGCCUUUUGGGUAUCUUCCAAUUCAGCAGAAGAAAAACUAAGACUGACACAACGUCUAUGGACACGGAUGACUGUGAUGAUAAAGCUGUCCAAGUAACAGCCCCUCCAUCUAAUGGUCUGUCCACCGCGUCAGGGGCCGUCAACGUAGAAGAUCGGCCGAGCACCUUGGGCCAAUCUCAGUCCGUCAUGAACAUACCGAGGAUGUCUCCCAAGGCUGAAACCAAGAAGAGGAGGGCGCCGGCACUCCCCGGAGCCACAACACCCACCACGGGACCCGGUAGCUUUGAGGGCUACGAGAUGGGCCUGGGCUCAGAAAGCCAGCAGAGGAAGAGAAAGGCCCCCGCCCCUCCUCCCACCCCAGCCUCGACCUCCCCGGGCCCUGACGGCACUUCGACCUCUGCCGCUUCCUCCCCUGACAGCGCCGCCGCCGGGAGAGCCAGCCCGGCCUUCUGUAACGAGGCGGCUCCAUCGCGCGCCGCGCCCGCGGCGACCCCCGUGAAAACGGCGCCACCAGCAGACCCUUCACCCGGGGGCUCUGCCAGCUCGACCCCCGGUUCCCCGACGCCGAGCAGCAGCACCGCCGACAGCCUGGCUGUCCAGGACUCCAGCUCCGAACUCAGCCGCAGCCUCGACGACUCGGACGCCGACUCGGAGCGGGCUGCUUCGUCCUGCAGCAGCCUCUCCAGCAGCGCCGGCGGCGCGCCUGUGAAAAGCUCCGCCAAAAGGGCGGAGCCGGAGGCAUCGGAGAAGGCCAGGUUGGGCCGAGAAGCGACCUCGGCGAGCAGCUCCAGGUCGCAGAGCGAGUCGGCCCUGAGUCUGAGACGGGACGACGUCGAGAACCACCGGCACAGCGCAAUGGCUUGGCUGCACUCCAAGCAAGGCUCCACAGCCAGGUGCCGGAAACCCGAAACACCCGAGGAAGAGACCAUGUCUUCGGGCGGCAGCAGCAGCAGCCUCCCCGACCAGGGUUAUGCUGCCUCUGAGGGAGCCGUGGAGGGGGAGGACUCGGGCAUUGUCAGCUGUCCAUCUGAUACCCAGCACACGUGGCCAGAUGGGAGCUUGUCUCGGGAUGGGAGGAGCGGAGGAGGCAGAGUGUCGGGCCCAGUGCGCGACAAUUCCAGUGACAGCGAUGAGGGAUGUGCCACCUGGGGAUCAAGGCACAGACACAAUGACAUUAGCCCACAGGCGAAGUCGGGCAGGUUGAAAGACUGCUAUGAAGAUGAUCCGGAGCUCACAGCCCAGCUUCAUCAGACUUUAGCAGAUUUUGAAGCUGACCUUGCAGAUCACAUAGAUAUCGUAUCAUCGAAGAAUACCCCCUAUACCUUGUCAACCGAUAGUAAUGAGGUGCCAGUGUCUGUGGUGGACAUGGAUGUGCCAGUCACAGCCAUAGAUGAAGUAUUGGAGGACUAUGAACGCCACGAGACAACGUCGCUAACCCGGAUUGAGCCAACUCGCAGGAAUGGUCCAGGCCAGUCCAGCGUGAAGACACAGAACCAAAACAACAACGCUUGCACAGCUGCUGACCGUAAUAAAAGUAGCAGUGCACAUCAUCCAAAGCCGUCUCAACCUAAGCAGCACAGGGCGCCACUGGAGAACAAGCCUACAGCUGACAAAAAGGAAAAAAAGAUGCUGGGGACAAAAACGCAGGAGAUGAGCACCGCCGAUAGCAGCAAAGACCAAAGGGCCACAUCGGCAGCUGACCCACGGAAACUCCGCAGGGACGACCAGGUCAGACGUGAUCUUGUGAAAGGCAACGCUCAAUCUUUUCAAGAGAAGAGAUCUGCUCUUCCACCAACCGGUCAGAGACCACUUCCCCCGGGGGCGGACGAAGAGGCGCACAGAGUUCACCCGGAUAACUCCGGCCCGACGGGUAAAAUCACUCGCAACGUCCCGUCGCGCUUCGGCAUGAAAACUUUCACUGUGGUGCCGCUGAAACCUGCCGUCGUGCACGCUGCCGCGGGGGAGCCGGCCGACAAACUAACCAUCGGCGCCAUUAAGAUCGACGAUCAAGGAAACAUGGUGAAAGGGGCUGUCUCGCGGAACAAAGCCGGCGGCGGUUCAUCGGAGUCUUCCAUUCAAUCCAGUGAGGGGUCUCCUCUUCUUGGAAAAGCCAAAGCUUUCUGGAGUUCAAGUGAGAGACAAGAAAGCCAUUUGCCCCACUGCAACAGCUCGGAUGGCCUGAAAGGGACUUCACCCGCUUUGAGAAGAAGCACGGCCCAGGAUCUGAAAAUGACGCAGAAUUCAUUCUCUAAACAGGCAGAGAAAACCCAGCCCAAAGGGAUGGUCAAAGAGGAAGCUGAAGAGCCCAGCAGAGCCGUCAAAGUUACAAAAGGAGAACGCGUAGAGGUGGAAAGCAAGAUCACAGUGUCCAAAAGUGUACAAGAGCCAAGUAGUAAACCUGCCCUUCCCCCUACUGUCCUUCCACACCCGAAAAAAGACCCGUCCUUUCUCAAACCAUCCAGGCAAACCUCCAGCCAAUACAUGGCCUCUGCCAUCACCAAGUCCACCCCAAAGCACCACAUGCACCCCUCAGCUAAACCCGGCCAUGUCCCUAAUGUUCAAGCCUCCUCCGCGUCUCUGAAAUCACAGACCUUUGAUUUCCACAGAUCAGGCCCGUCCAUUAAAGUAAAUCCACACCAAUCCUCCCAGUCAUCUUUGUCAGAUAACGACUUGGCUUCUAAAUCCCACCCGCCGGAUCCUAAGAGGUCCAUGAGCUACCCAAAGUAUGGGUCAGAUAGCCGGAGGGAUUUAGGAGAAGUGAGAUUGGACACGGGGAGGUUUGGAAGUGCUGCAGGAUCCACCAAAGGAAGCUCUAAUACGCUGGAAACAGGAACCGCUUUGAAUAAGCACGUUCAGUCCGGUGGCCCCGCCCAAAGAAACCUGAUUGCCAGUAAUGACAGCAAUAGUUUUAAACACGUUCGGCUCAGAAGCUCCAGCCCUGCACAAAGCAGUCCUCUACACACAUCUGCCAAACCCCCCACAGUACCCGAGACUGUCCCCCAAGGCCUGACAAGUAACAAGAACGCCGUGACCACGGCAGCCGCCCAUCUGACCCCUGAUGCUAAAACACAGCCUUCCGUCACAGCGUCAGAAAAAGGGGUGACCCCUGGGCCUCUGCCGGGUACCUUGUUCGGACCGGUUCAAAAGUUCCGACCAGUGAUUUCCAGAUGUGCUGACAAAGACACAACGCUCCACAGCAGCCUGAUGGAGGCGAUCCAGACGGGCGGAGCCAGAGACAGGCUCAAGACGAUAACCACUGAAGGUCUCAGCAGCAUGAAGAAAACCUCUUACGUGGAGGAGGAGAAUGAGAGAUCUGCUCUUCUGGCUGCCAUUAGAGCCCAGAGCAGCUCCGGAAGGCUGAGGAAGACCAAAUCUGUGGUGGCUAAUGAGCUUCUAAAGUUCAAGGAGGUGGCCUCUGAGAUGGAGAGAGAAGCAGUCCCUCCUCCUCUUCCCUGUCCUCCUUCUCUUACCGGAUCCGUUGUUCCCCUCCCACCGGCGCCACCAGUACCCAUCAUUCCACCUCCACCUCCUCCCCCUGUCUCGCCCCAGGCGAAGUCUAGCACUGUGGGACGCCGAGGUGCUUCCAGCCCCACGGACCCUGCCUUGGCCAGGGAUGCUAUGCUGGAAGCCAUUCGCUCUGGAUCUGCCGCCGAGAGGCUAAAAAAGGUGGCUGCACCCAAGAAGACACUCCAAGUGAACGGCAGGCUGGGAAGAAUCCAAGCAGCCUCCUCUACGCCGCCCUCAUGGAAGGAGAACAUUUAGGAUGACGAUCAAUCGAUUUACAGCUCCUGUAUUUCAACGUUUUGGGGAGGUUUAUAUUAAAUGCGGAAUGACACAAAUUGUGAUAGAUAUUAUGAAAAUAAAAAUAUAAUUUUUAGAUAUGGUCCAGGUAAACUAGAUUAUUCAAAAAUGACAAAAACAAUAGCUUGGGAAACACUGUUUCUAAAUUGUGCCAUCUGUAUUGGAAGUCGUUUUUACUGAACAUUACACAAACCGUGUGCCAAUGAAAGCACAUUUAAAUGGUUUAUACUACUUACCUCACUUUGCUUUUCUUUUUUUGUUCCGAUCUGACCUACCAUAGAAAAGUUGUGGACGCCUUAACUGUUGCUCAGUCAGUGUUAUGUAUAUUAUGUUUGCUGUAAAUAAUUAUAUAGGGGGUGCAAUAAGUUGGAUCUGAUGAUUUUUCCAGAUUUGAACUAAUUUAUACUUGUUAAAGAUAUUAACACUUAAAUCGAUGUUUUUGAUUUCCUUGUGUAAAAGUGUAUUUGAUCCCGAUCUGGUCCAUGAUGCCAACCUCUCAGUUCUUGGCCCUGAGGAGGAGUACGACGGUGGUGACUGACUUGUGUCGUUGAGCUUAUUCGACUCCCAUUCUAGAUUCUAACCUUUUUGCUGCUGUUGAAAAUCUAAAGAAAUGCUCAUACGUGGUCAUAAAAUGUCUCCUUGCACAGUAGCAGUAGGACUGGCCGUGCCCUAUGAUCUAACUUGGUGUGUUAAAGAAAUGAAGAUAAACUUUGAUUGACAUUUGAGCAUUUUCAAAGCUAUUGUCAAUGAUGGAUGUGAGCAAAGGCACCAGUUUCACUAAUCAACAAGUCUCUACUAGUAUGUAAUGGUUCGUAAUACAAACCACCAGCUGGGAAAGCAGUAGUUUAGGUUCUCCAUGGCUUUGAUUUGGGCAAAUGUUGUACUCCAUUGCACUUCGCUGUAGGCAAGGUUUACAGUAUGUAGGAAUGUUGGCUACGGGUGACAGACAAACGCUAAAUGCUAUUUCUGUGGAUAAAGUAGGAUAUCCAUCCCAAAUCAUCUGUAGAAUGAAAAAAAAAUACCUGGAGCAUCCAUAUUCAGGUGCAAAUGCUUGCUGCUGCGGAGUGCAGGAGAAAUCUGAGAAAAGGGAGUUGAAGUCAUAGUUUUAUAGAGAUGAAUCUUAAGUCGUUCUCAGUUUCAAAGCUCAAAAAUAGUUUUGCUUUUUUUGGUUUAAAACGUGAGAGUAAACAAAUAAUGAGCUCUCCUGUAUGCAGGGGAAAUUUAAUUUCUGCUAGAUGGUUUCAUCUUAACACAAUAGCCUGCAGCACGUUGUACAUUUUGUGCACGAAAAAAAGCUUGUUGCCGUGAAAGAUUUGAUUAAAAACCUUGAUGGAGAGCCAUUUAACUGACGGGCUGAACCUUUUAUAAGCUGUUGCUUUUUCAGUUUUUAUGUGCACAUUGUUUUUCUGAAGGUUGCACAUUUUUUUUCUACCCUAAUUUUUUGAUUCAAUAAACAAUUUUGCAAUCAAGUGAAAACUGA
Messenger RNA from Pungitius pungitius (ninespine stickleback), 6242 nucleotides. It is a transcript of the gene cobl, whose product is annotated as cordon-bleu WH2 repeat protein. The transcript has 18 exons. Bases 206 to 4723 code for a protein of 1505 amino acids. Lineage: Eukaryota; Metazoa; Chordata; Actinopteri; Perciformes; Gasterosteidae. Gene Ontology annotation, molecular function: actin monomer binding. The record is from RefSeq and is a predicted model, not a curated record. Gene Ontology annotation, biological process: actin filament network formation; actin filament polymerization. Gene Ontology annotation, cellular component: actin filament; dendritic growth cone; perinuclear region of cytoplasm.